This is a messenger RNA of Rodentolepis nana, 336 nucleotides long. NCBI's taxonomy places the organism in Eukaryota, Metazoa, Platyhelminthes, Cestoda, Cyclophyllidea, Hymenolepididae. The record is from the annotation of a GenBank genome assembly.
AUGCUCUGGUCUAUGCGUUCUGUUCGAAGACGAGAGGAACUAUUUCCAAUUAAGGACGCCCAACCCUUGCCGGGAAGUCCUUCACGUCUUGCUGUAAGAGCCCUGCUAGCGGGUACAGCUUUGAGUCUCUUAAUUACCGGAACCUUGGUUGGUGGAACUUGGUUACUUCUUGGAAGGCCUUCACUUUCAUCUCUAAAUCAUGAGCUAAAUUCCCGUAUUCCAAAGAUCAGGACCACAGAUACCGAAAAUGGGAAUCGUAGCGAUUUCUCCAGUUUUAGAGAACUAUUCACCUACCUCCAAGAUGAAGAUGCGAAAAAUAAUAAACCCGAGAGAUGA